AUGGAUUCUGCCUCCGAGAUUUGGAAUGAUCUCCUCCAACGCUUUUCUCACGGUGAUAAGUUCCGUAUCGCUGAUCUUCAAGAGGCUUUUCAAUCUUGCAAACAAGGUGACUCCAACAUUCAACAAGAACAAAAUGAUGAUUCUGUCAUCAAGUUUCUUCGUGGCUUAAAUGAUGAAUUUUCCCAAGUCCGUUCUCAAAUUAUGCUUAUGGAACCUAUGCCGACUCUCCCUAAAACCUUCUCCUUGGUCCUUCAACAAGAACGGGAGUUUCAUCAUUCUUCAUCAUCAACUCCUCAUGAUUCCAUGGCCAACGCUCAUUUUCAGGAUUCUCAGAACAAGACUUUUCCCAGUUCUCGUGGUGUUUUCUCUGGUCGUGGACGAGGACAUACCACAAAAUUUGGUGGUCGUGCUAAAUACUGCGAUCAUUGCAAACAAACUAAUCACACUUCUGACAACUGCUGGAUCAAGUAUGGCCUUCCUCAAGGCUAUAAACCAAACAUCAAAACGGAUUCUGCUCAAUCUAAUCCUUCUGCCCACCUGACUGAUGGCGUUUCUAUCCCUCUCACUGACUCCCCUGCUGAUGCCACCCAAAUCCAACGCAAUUUCACUCAAGAACAGUAUGACGCCAUUCUUGGAUUGCUGAGACAUUCUCAACCUCAUACUCCCAGGAUGGCUAGUGUCAAUCAAUGUACUCCACAUUCAUCAGAUAGACAUUUACCAGACGAUUGGAGUAGCUAA
This is a messenger RNA of Vigna radiata var. radiata (mung bean), 738 nucleotides long. RefSeq lists its product as uncharacterized. The record is from RefSeq and is a predicted model, not a curated record. Lineage: Eukaryota; Viridiplantae; Streptophyta; Magnoliopsida; Fabales; Fabaceae. The transcript is spliced from 3 exons. The coding region runs from base 1 to 738 and encodes 245 amino acids.